AUGGCAAAACAAUGCUUCGUUGCGGUAAAUGGCAGCCGAGCAGCCAAAGGGUUUGUCCAAAUGAUUGCGGGACCCGAGGGAAAGGAGGUCCUUGAAGACGUAGAAAGAAAGGCCGAGGAAAAAUCGGUCGAGGAUUUGGUGGAAGUGCGCAUCGACGAGAACGACCCAACUAAGUUCUUCCUCUUGGGAUCAUCUUUGUCUAGCGCCGAGUGGUUAGAUUAUGUCAACUUCUUGGUCUGCAAUUUGGAGGCUUUUGCAUGGACGCCUUACGACAUGCCUAGCGUCGACCCCAGCUUUAUUUGCCACCAAUUGAAUGUCUUCCCUAAUGCACGGCCGGUCAUUCAGAGGGCUCGCCGCUCGGCUCUGCACCAUGCUGAGGUAGUGGCAGAGGAGGUCAAAAAUUUGUUGAAAGCAGGAGCGAUAGAAGAAGUGCAAUACCCUCGAUGGAUAUCCAACACGGUGGUGGUCCCGAAAAAGAAUGGCAAACGGCGAGCCUGCAUUGACUACAAGACGGUCAACCUUCGGACUGAAGAACGCCAAGGCAACUUUUCAGAGGAUGGUGACAAAGAUCUUCGCUCCUCUUUUAGGGCCUACAUCGAUGAUAUAGUGGUAAAGAGUAAGGAGAAGUCUCAACACCUCACCGACCUAACAGAAAUAUUUGCCAUACUUAAGCACCACAAACUUCGUUUAAAUGCCUCCAAACUUAAAAAUAUACCUUUCCUCAGCCCCUUAGUCACACCUCGGCCGGGCGAAGAGUUGUAUCUCUACUUGGCAGUCUCUCAACAUGCUGUGAGCGCCGUUCUAGUCCGUGCUGAAGGCAUUCAGCACUUGCCCAUCUUCUAUGUAAGCAAGACUAUGCUCCCGGCCGAGACGAGAUAUCUUCCGUUGGAAAAAUUAGCGCUGGCCCUGAUGAUGGCAUCAAGAAAGCUGGUGCACUAUUUUCAUACCCACACAAUAGUUGUGUUAACCGAGUUUCCACUUAAGGUGCUUUUUGAAAAGACAGACUUCACCGGAAGAAUUUUGAAAUGGGCCGUGGAAUUGGGGCAGUACGAUAUCAAGUUCCGCCCGCGCACCGCAAUCAAGGCUCAAGCUCUUGCAGACUUUGUGGCGGAAUUUGCCCCUGGAACGCAUCCAGUUUGCCUGGCUGAUUUGGCUGGUGCGAAUUUAACGCAGCCCAUGGUUCUGGCAAUAGAGACAAGUGCUGGCUCACAAGUGGGAGAAGGGCGAAGAGCGACCGAACUAGAGGAGCCGGGUGACUUCUUGGAAGACGGACUCAACCAAGGCAAGGAAAGAGACCAGAAUGAACCGAUCAGAGACUUGGAAUUGAGAAGCUCCCAGAACCCCUCUGAUUGCUGGAAGCUAUUUAUUGGUGAGAUAUGGAAACUCUUCGUCGAUGGGGCAUCCAACAGACAUGGGGUUGGGCUGGGUAUUGUACUGACUUCACCGGAUGGGCUGAUUAUCGAGCAGGCAAUUACGCUCGGCUUCCCAGCAUCCAACAACGAAGCGGAGUAUGAAGCCCUCCUUGCCGGACUAAGAAGCGCAUUAAGAAUGAAGGCGUCAGCGCUUAUGGUAUUCAGCGAUUCCAAGUUGGUGGUCAAUCAGGUCUCAGGGGAGUAUAAGGCAAGGGACGAAAGAAUGGCCAAGUAUCAGGCGCUGGUACGCGCAGAGAUCAAGAAGUUCGCCGCAAUAAAGAUGGAACAAACCAACCGCGAAGAAAACAACGUGGCUGAUGAAUUGGCCGGACUUGCUUUUACUCAGACAGCUUUUCCUAACCCCUUGAUGAUAGAAUUUUUAC
This is a messenger RNA of Camellia sinensis, 1795 nucleotides long. Lineage: Eukaryota; Viridiplantae; Streptophyta; Magnoliopsida; Ericales; Theaceae. The record is from RefSeq and is a predicted model, not a curated record.